GGCCCGGCCGCCAUGGAGGCCCCCGGCCGGUAGAGGAGGAGCGGGCGGCGCCAUGGACAAGAUCCUGGAGGGGCUGGUGAGCUCCUCGCACCCGCUGCCCCUGAAGCGGGUGAUCGUGCGCAAGGUGGUGGAGUCGGCGGAGCACGGGCAGGACGCGGCGCAGUGCCAGGCCAUGUUCGCGCUGACCGCCCGGCUGAUGCUGGAGGGCCGCGACCCCUUCCAGCGCCAGGUGGGCCGCCAGGUCCUGGAGGCCUACGCCCGCCAUCACCGCCCGCACUUCGAGGCCUUCUUCAGCCCGGCCUUCGUGCUGGGCCUCCUGCGGCGCGGCUCCCGCCCGCUCGACCGGCGGGACGUGGCCGUCGUGGACCUGGUGCACACCGGGCUGCGGCUGCUCCGCGGCUGCCCGUCCGGGCUGGAGCUGUGCGGGCUGCUGCGGGGGGAGGUCCUGCGCCUGGUGGGCGAGCGGCCCCGGCCGCCGCUGUGCGCCCGCCUCUGCGACCUCCUCUCCGACUUCGCCCAGUGCGUGCCCCAGGGCCCGCCGGCCGUCGCCUUCUGCCAGCAGCUGGUCCGCACCCUGGGACGCUUCCAGUGCCCCGCCGGCCGGGAGAAGGAGCUGCGGGAGUACGUGGCGCAGGUCACCCGCGUCGGAGGGCUGCUGCACGGCGUCUGGAAGGCCCAGCCCUGCACGCUGCUGCCUUCCCUGCAGGAGGUCUUCGCCGCCAUUUCGGCCACCGAUACUUCAUAUGAACCUUCUGUUGCCCUGGCAAGCCUGGUGCAGCACAUUCCCCUGCAGAUGAUUACGGUUCUCAUCAGGAGCCUUACCACAGAUCCAAAUGUAAAAGAUGCAAGUACGACUCAAGCUCUGUGCAGAAUGAUUGACUGGCUCUCUUGGCCCUUGGCGCAACAUGUGGAGACAUGGGUGAUUGCACUACUAAAAGGCCUGGCAGCAGUCCAAAAGUUUACUAUUCUGAUAGAUGUCACGUUGCUGAAAAUCGAACUGGUUUUUAAUCGACUUUGGUUUCCUCUCGUGAGACCUGGUGCUCUUGCCGUUCUUUCCCACAUGUUGCUUAGUUUUCAGCAUUCUCCAGAGGCUUUCCACUUGAUCGUUCCUCAUGUGGUCACCUUGCUUCGCUCUUUCAAAAGUGAUGGCCUACCUUCCAGUACUGCCUUCUUAGUGCAGUUGACAGAAUUAAUUCAUUGUAUGAUGUAUCACUAUUCAGGAUUUCCAGAUCUGUACGAGCCUAUUCUGGAGGCUAUUAAGGAUCUUCCCAAACCCAGUGAAGAAAAGAUUAAAUUGAUCCUCAAUCAAAGUGCCUGGACUUCUCAAUCAAAUUCUUUGGCAUCUUGUUUGUCUAGACUUUCUGGAAAAUCUGAAACUGGGAAAACUGGUCUGAUUAACCUAGGAAAUACAUGUUAUAUGAACAGUGUAAUUCAGGCAUUGUUUAUGGCCACAGAUUUCAGGAGACAUGUAUUAUCCUUAAAUCUAAAUGGGUGCAAUUCAUUAAUGAAAAAAUUGCAACAUCUUUUUGCCUUUUUGGCACAUACCCAGAGGGAGGCGUAUGCCCCUCGGAUUUUCUUUGAGGCUUCCAGACCUCCCUGGUUUGCUCCUCGAUCCCAGCAGGACUGCUCUGAAUAUCUCAGAUUUCUCCUAGACAGACUCCACGAAGAAGAGAGAACCUUGAAAGCCCUGUCUUCACUUAAGCCUCCUGAAAAUCCGGGGUCUGAAGAGAUGACAUCUCAAGAGGUAGCCAACCAGACCCCACCAUUUGCAGAGAUCUCUUAUACGAAGGACGGAGAGAAAACAUUAAUAGAGAAAAUGUUUGGAGGGAAGCUGCAAACUAACAUCUGCUGUUUGAACUGCAGAAGUACUUCACAGAAAGAGGAGGCCUUCACAGAUCUCUCUCUAGCGUUUUGUCCCUCCCCCGCCGCAGAAAACGUUUCCUCGCAAGGUUCGGCCCGUUCUCCAGGGGUGCAAGCCGGUGUAGAGUCAGCUGUACUUCCUGAAGAACCAGCACCCUGUCAUCCUCUCACGGCGGGCUUUGGCUAUGAAACGGCUAUGAACGAAGGAACGUUAGACGAUAUCCCCUCGGAACUUCACCGUACUGACGAAAACACUUCCGCCUCUGAAGAUCCCUACAGAUUUCAGAGUAAUAGAGAGGCAUCUCAGAAACCGGGAGGUGAAAUGACUCCCUCAGUUACCGAUUUGCUAAAUUAUUAUCUGGCACCAGAAAUCCUGAAUGGGGAUAACCGAUACUAUUGUGAAAACUGUGCCUCUCUGCAGAAUGCAGAGAAAACUAUGCAAAUCAUGGAGGAGCCUGAAUAUUUAAUUCUCACUCUCCUGCGAUUCUCAUAUGAUCAGAAAUGCCACGUAAGACGCAAAAUCCUAGACAACGUGUCACUGCCGCUGGUUUUGGAAUUACCGGUCAAACGAACUACUUCCUCUUUAACUUCCGUGUCCGGAAGUUGGGCCGUAGAUGUGGAUCUCCCUGACGUGAGUGAGAACCUAGCUAAAAAACUGAAGCCCUCUGGGGUUGAAGAAGCAUGCUGCCCGCAAUCGAUGCCCUAUUUGUUAAGCUCUGUUGUUGUUCACUCUGGCAUAUCAUCUGAAAGCGGACAUUAUUAUUCCUAUGCCAGAAACAUCACAGGUUCAGAACCUUCCUUUCAAUUGUGCCAUCAGUCUGAAACUCUGGCUUUAGCUCCCCCUCAGGGUCAUUUGUUUGGGGGAGAGGUUCCCAAGCAAGUUGCCGAACAGGACCUGGGCGACAAGGACGGGUCGAAAGAAUGGUUUUUAUUUAAUGACAGCAGAGUGACAUUUACCUCAUUUCAGUCGGUCCAGAAAAUUACCAGUAGAUUUCCAAAGGACACCGCUUAUGUCCUGCUGUACAAGAAACAGAAUAGCACUAGUGGUUUCAAUGCUAGCUCAUCCAACGGACUCUGGGUAAAUGGAGAUCCCCCUCUGCAGAAGGAGCUUAUGGAUGCUAUCACGAAAGAUAAUAAACUGUAUUUGCAGGAACAAGAGCUGAAUGCCCGAACCCGGGCCCUCCAAGCUGCUUCUGCCUCUUGUUCAUUUCGCCCCAAUGGAUUUGAUGACAACGACCCCCCAGGCAGCUGUGGACCGACGGGUGGAGGAGGUGGGGGGGGAUUCAGUACUAUCGGCAGGCUAGUUUUUUAAUCGGAGGAGCAGUCCCACAUGCACUGAUCAUGAAACCGCAUCGAACACUUAAUGACUGUUAAAUGUCUGAAUCAACACCAUAUCUAGCUUUCUUUUAAAAAAAAAACAAAUUAGAUCCUUGUACCAAGAAAAAUUACCUAGUGCUGAUUUUUAUUUUCUUGACAAUUCAUUUAUAAACAAAAUGCAUCAUUGAAAAAUCUACCUCUUAAAAGUCCAUUUGCUUUUAUGGUUAGAUAUGCUUGGCCAAAAGAAAAUACAACUUUCCAAGGAAAUAUGUACAUGGUCCCUAAUUGAUCUGCAUUGAAUUUAGAAGGCGCGGUUAAACUGUUCUGCCCCUAGUCGUCUACUGAGUGAAAGAAAGAUCACUCAUUCGAUGUACUUUUAUAGGAAAUAGAUAUUGAACUGAGCAAUGAUUUUGGGGGUGGGAAAGGAUUCAGAACCUGUUUGGUUUCAUGCAUAAUAUUCCUAGUAUUACAUUUGUUAGUCCAUGAAAAUAUAUCAGAGAUGAUGCAACCUCUAAUGAAGGCAAUAACUUGAAAUCUGUCCCGCUCCGGUUGUCUUUCCAGGUUUAGUGCUGCUGAAUUCAGAUGCGCUGUAUUUGCAUUUCAAAUACAAAUGUUUAAAAAGGAAAAGGACAUUUAUACAUGUUUGCUAAAUCAUUUUCAGGAAAAAUGCAUGGUCCUGUAGAAGCAAAAUUUUUAACUAGAAAUUGUUAACUUUGUAGUAUUUCUAAUUGUUUUAAGGGAUUUUUAAAUUCUAUUUCAGGGAGUAUACUUGCUGUGUGUGUGGAAGGAGGUGGGUUCUGAUUGUGCCUUGCAGUACUAUAAUUCAAAAUGCGAAUUUUCCUGAGGCCGCAGAAAAGUCGAAGAACACAAAAUGCUAGACGUGAACUCUUGUGUUGUCUAUUAGAAUUAUUAGAGCUCGCUGGAGAGGUCUUAGCUUUUCCAGAAGUAAAGUCUAGUGAUUCUAAAACUAAGUUCGGCCGUUCAUUUUCAACUCCUGAAAAUCAAAGGAAUUCAAAAGUCAAGUGUAAUUUUUUUUUUUGGACCGCAUUAAAAGGAAACCCCUCUAA
Messenger RNA from Ornithorhynchus anatinus (platypus), 4244 nucleotides. RefSeq names its product ubiquitin specific peptidase 38 (gene USP38). The coding region runs from base 53 to 3172 and encodes 1039 amino acids. NCBI's taxonomy places the organism in Eukaryota, Metazoa, Chordata, Mammalia, Monotremata, Ornithorhynchidae. The transcript is spliced from 10 exons. The record is from RefSeq and is a predicted model, not a curated record. Gene Ontology annotation, biological process: protein deubiquitination; ubiquitin-dependent protein catabolic process. Gene Ontology annotation, cellular component: cytosol; nucleus. Gene Ontology annotation, molecular function: cysteine-type endopeptidase activity; cysteine-type deubiquitinase activity.